AUGAAUCAAAAUAAACGUGGAAAAACACGGAGUUUUCGCAAGAAAGAUUCAGACGAUGAAGAUAUUUCAGUUUCCACUCCAGUGGCCGAUGGCCAAGUUCCACAACAAGAAUUACCUGCGAAUUCUACUAAUACAAGUAGUAUUCCCCAUUUGGGACAAACGACAAAAUUGCACAAGAAAAAAGCAAAGGUUAAUAAGCCAAAACUAGCACUGAGUUUUGAAGAGGAGGAAGAAACUGAAGUUUUCAAACUCACUAAAAGUGUGGCAAGCCGUAAAAUGGCACAAAAGAAAUCAAAAACUAUUUAUUUGGAUCAGUUGAAUUCACUUCCGCAAAAUUUGGCUCAAGCAACGAUUUCAUCUUCAUCGAUUUCAUACACAAAAGAGAUCUUGUCAGAAUUACGAGCGAAUUUUUCAUCAAAAAUACCUGACGCAAAUGCUAUUCACGCAGCAAAGAAAAAAAGAGAGAUGCUAAGACAGAGAGGAGCAACAGUAGAAGCAGCCCCUGAGUAUAUUUCUUUGUCCGAGGAAACUGACGUAGUCCCGUCGUCAAGUAAAAAAAAUCCUGAGUCAAGAUUAGUACGUGAAGAGGAUGAAAUUGGCGACACUGAUGAAGAAUUAGAACAAUACGUGGAUGAGAAAGUUGCGUUAAGUAAAAAGGCAAAAAAAGAAGAACGGUUAAAGAAAAAAGCUGGGAUUAAACAAAUGAUUAUAGAUGCAGAAGGCGAAGAAGACGAAGAAUUAUUGCAAUGGGAAAAUGAAGCCAUCAAAAAGGGAGCGAAUUUGGCUUCUAGAUCUUCGACUAGACCAAUCAAGAAACCAAAACCAUUAACGACUGCAUCAAUACCGAUCAAUCUUCCGAUACCAAGUUUUUUAGAAGUCGAGUCGAGACUUACACAAGAAUUGGAUAAUUUACGAGACUUGUACAAAAAUCAUCAAAUGGAAUUAAUGCAGCUCAAGCGAGAUUUCCAUGAUAAUGUGGAAACCAGUGAAAAUUAUGUAUCUGAAUUGCAGCGAGCAAAAAAGCAAUAUACUUAUUUCCAGGAGCUUAAAACAUUUAUUGAAGAUUUGGUAGAGUUCUUAGAUACAAAGUUUUCUAUUCUAGAAGAAAAUGAAGAAGCUUUUCUUUCCUGCUUAUUUGAAGCGACAGAUAUAAUAAUAAAGAGACGGUUGCAAGAGGAUUCUGAUGAUCUAGCAUUUCUCUUUGGAAAAACCGAUGACACGCAAAUAUAUCGGCAACAAGUACGUGAGAUUAGAAAACGGACACUCGUAAAAAAUAUGAGUAUAGAGGAAGAAGAGGGUUUAUCUACGGAUGACGAACUUUUAGAAACCGAAAAAAACGAAAUCCUAUCCAAAAUUGGAUUAAUCUCUGAACAGCAUACAGAACUAUUUAAUGAUGUGAGAGAAGAGUUCAAAUCAAUUUCUUUAAUAAAGUCAAAAUUUGAAGAAUGGAAAUCGGAGUAUCGUGAAGAAUACCUUAAAGCUUACGGGGGAUUAAGCUUGCCUGGCGUUUUUGAAUUUUAUAUAAGAUAUGAAUUACUUUUAUGGGAUCCAUUUAAGGCACAGUAUACUUUCCAUUAA
Molecule: messenger RNA, 1578 nt
Organism: Ambispora gerdemannii
Lineage: Eukaryota; Fungi; Glomeromycota; Glomeromycetes; Archaeosporales; Ambisporaceae
Source: the annotation of a GenBank genome assembly